Molecule: messenger RNA, 609 nt
Organism: Pteronotus mesoamericanus
Lineage: Eukaryota; Metazoa; Chordata; Mammalia; Chiroptera; Mormoopidae
Product: zinc transporter ZIP9-like
Biological process (GO): zinc ion transport; transmembrane transport
Cellular component (GO): membrane
Molecular function (GO): metal ion transmembrane transporter activity
Source: RefSeq, a predicted model, not a curated record
AUGCAGCUGGUGACCGUUUUGGGUGCCAGCCUACUCCGCGGAACUGCACUGCCAGUCAUCCUGCCUGAAGGAGUACACCAGAUUGGCAACUCCUAUGUGCAUUCUACAGAUGGUGCAGAAACAGCAAGGUCUAGCAAUUUCAAGAUCACCGCCAUGCCUGGUCUGGUUGUCAAUGCUGCCGCUGAUGGUGUAGCACUGGCAGUAGCAGCUUCUACUUCACAAACUAGUGUCCAGUUAAUUGUGUUUGUGGCACUGAUGCUAUGUAAGUCACCAGUUGCUUUUGGGCUGGUUUUGUUCUUAAGGAAUGGUGGCCUAGAGUGGAAUCAAAUCAUAAAGCACUUUCUGGUCUUUGCAGUGGCAGCGCCAGUUAUGUCCAUGGUGACAUCCUUCAGACUAAAUAAGGACAGUAAAGAAGCCUUUUCAGAGGCCAGUACCACUGUAGUGGCCACGCUUUUGUCUGCUAGGACAUUUCUUUAUGUUGCCACAGUAUAUGUCCUCCCUGAUGUAGGUGGAAUGGGGCACAGUCACCAUCUGAACCCACUGGAGGUGGCAGCCCUGGUUCUGGACUGCCUCUUACCAAUCAUCUUCUCGAUAGGACACCAGCAUUAA